Messenger RNA from Brassicogethes aeneus, 810 nucleotides. NCBI's taxonomy places the organism in Eukaryota, Metazoa, Arthropoda, Insecta, Coleoptera, Nitidulidae. The record is from the annotation of a GenBank genome assembly.
GUCACGUUAAAAGCAACGCUAGCGCUGAAUAAUGCUUGUUUAUAUUUAAAAUCAACUAUUAAUAACAUAAUAUUUUCAUAGUAUAUACGUGUACCUUUUUAAAAUGGAUAUUAAUACACAAAUAAUACUACAAGUAAAACAUUACGAAUGUUUGUAUAAUCACAAUGUACUAGAAUAUAAAACUAUAUCAGUUAGGAAUGCGGCUUGGAGGAAUAUUGCUAAUGAAUUAAAUGUGUCAGCUGAUUACGCAAAAGAAACAUGGGAAAAACUGAGAAGAUGUUUUUGCAAUGCAAGAAAUAGACGUUUAUCCAAAGUUAACCCUUUUAGAAAACCAUGGAGGUAUGAAAAAGAAAUGGAUUUUCUUUUGCCUUUCUCAGAAAUUCGAGGGUCUAAUUUAAAUUCAGAUGAACAAAAGAAACAGAACAAGGAACCAGACAGCAUGAAAGAUGAAAGCAUUAAACAAGAACAUUUGACUGAUGAUGAAGUGGACGAAUUUAUCGUUGGUGAAGAAAUCGAUGAAAACGAUUUUACUGCUUUUAACAAUGAACAUGAUCUAAGCACAAACUCCGAGGAUUUUUACACUACAAAAUCGAUUCCUAAAAAAAUUAAAUUGGAUAAUGAACUUAGUUCGACAAAAUAUGUUUUGGAUAAUUUUGACGAAACAGAAUUGUUCUUUUUAAGUAUGGCAAGAAUGGUAAAAAAAUUACCCAAACAAGAGCAAAGUAGGAUUAAAAUGGAUAUUAGUAAUAUAGUUUUUAAGGCGGAGCAAAAGUUUGACUAAAAUGAAUUGUAGAAAUAUUGUUAAUUAAA